Molecule: messenger RNA, 1917 nt
Organism: Phytophthora nicotianae INRA-310
Lineage: Eukaryota; Oomycota; Peronosporomycetes; Peronosporales; Peronosporaceae
Exons: 1
Coding region: 116-1738 (540 amino acids)
Source: RefSeq, a predicted model, not a curated record
GGGACACAGUCAUGCUCCGCAGUUAGCCUGCAACGCCUCACUUUCACUCUCGUCUUCGUCUCGACAAGCAGAUCGGCCAGAGUACACUUUUCUCCGGAGAAGUACUACCAGCACCAUGAAGCUCUUCGCACCCCUCGUUGUCGGCGCCAUCGCCUUCCUCUCAUCGCAGGUCGAUGCCAAUGGUGUCUGCUACGACCCCAAUCACGGCACGGGCAUGGACGCCUCGUCGGUGCAGGCCGACAUGAAGACCAUUGCCAGCCAUGGUUUCGACAGCGUGCGAACUUUCAUCUCCAAGUUUGGUAACACGGAAAUGGGUCCCAUCAUUGCCGCUGCCGGUCUCAAGGCCAUGCUGGGUGUUCCUUACCCGCAGAGCGACUACCGGGAGCAGAUGGCUGCCGCCAUCAAGGCUGCGCAGGCCGGCGGUGUGUACGCCGUCAUGGUCGGAAACGAGAACCUGGCUGGAGCUACCAGCGUCCCCAGCGACAUGAUCGAUGUCAUCAAGCAGAUCAAGUCGCAAGUACCCGAAGGUGUGAUGGUCUGCACGGUGCAGCGCAACACGGAGGUGAUCCAACACGAAACCGUGUCGGGCUGGCAGGACCUCGUGAACAACUGUGACUGUAUCGGCGUGAAUGCUCACCCGUACUUCACCGCCGGCACAACGGCAGACACCGCCAUUCAGGUGCUGGACAACCAAUGGCAAACCAUGGUUAGCACCUACGGUAGCAAGCUGAUCCUGACCGAGACGGGCUGGCCUUCGGCUGGCUCCCUCAUGGGCAACGUCGGCAGCGUGGCUGGCGCCGAGACGUUCUACAACGCGUAUCAGCAGUGGAGCAGCUCGAUGAGCAAGAAGUUCUACUUCCAGUUCUUCGACACACCGUACAGAACCGAGCAGUACGAGCAGAACUUCGGUUUGGUGACGUACGACUCGCAGGACAAGUUCAGCAUGUCGGUGCAGGCGUCGGUCUCGAUCGGUCAGCAGUCUAACGAACAGUCCAACCAGCAGCCCACCCAGGGGCAGCAACCACCUUCCACAGAGGCCCCUACCACUCAGCAGCAAACACCCUCCACAGAGGCCCCUACCACUCAACAGGAGACUCCUGCUACCCAGGCCCCCACGCAGGCCCCGACUGAAGCUCCCACGCCGGCACCUACGGAGGCCCCUACGCAGCCGCCGACGGAAGCGCCAACUCAACCUCCUACGGAAGCCCCCACCCAACCUCCGACGCAGGAGCCCCCUACGGCGGCACCCACCCCGGAGACUACCCCGGUGCCUACGGAGACACCAGCGAUCUUCCAGAACUCGGGUUCGGCUGACUACAACACCACCACCUCGGGCUCAACCGAGUCCACCUCGGUGUCGGGCAGCGGUGACGAAGUUGGCAGCUCGACCUCCAAGGCUGCUUCGGAGUCCUCGGACAACGAGCAGCACCAGCAGACUGGCACGACGGGCGUGCAGAACUCGGAUCAAACCACGCAGCAGACCACCCAGGAUACUACCCCCACCGGUACCAACUCGCAGCCUCAGCAGCAGGACAACGUGCAGCAGGCUAACACUCAGAGCGGCGAAGGCAGCUCUGCGGCACCCGUGAUCCUCGCUAUUGCUGCUGCUGCCUGCGUUGCUCUGGUGGCCUUCGGUUUCAUCUACCAGACUCGCAAGCGCGCCGCGGAGCUGGAGGUGGCCGAGGGCAAGCACGACGGCUUCUCGGUCACACCCAUGCAGAACCACUGCGCUCUCUAAGUUCACUCUGAGACUUUUUAAGCACCAGGGACACCGAUAUCAAGUUUUGUUUAAGCCCUGGCUUUUGCCCUCUUCAAUGGAAAAUGGCUAUGAAGCUUCAUACCACUCGUUAUUAGUCAUGUACGUGUAGUGUUGAUCUUCUGUUUUCACUUUAGAGAUCGCUGGCUCGUCAUGUAUUG